Molecule: messenger RNA, 1540 nt
Organism: Nannospalax galili (Upper Galilee mountains blind mole rat)
Lineage: Eukaryota; Metazoa; Chordata; Mammalia; Rodentia; Spalacidae
Gene: Ppif
Product: peptidylprolyl isomerase F
Exons: 6
Coding region: 96-725 (209 amino acids)
Biological process (GO): cellular response to hydrogen peroxide; protein folding; protein peptidyl-prolyl isomerization
Cellular component (GO): mitochondrion
Molecular function (GO): peptidyl-prolyl cis-trans isomerase activity
Source: RefSeq, a predicted model, not a curated record
GUGGCCUCCGGCCUCCAUCGCUUCCUGUGCUCUGGCGGCUCUGUCUACCCCGGGUUCCGUCUGCCUACUUGCCUCAGAUCCGACUCUCGGCCGCGAUGCUGGCGCUGCGCUGCGGCCCCCGCCUGCUUGGUCUGCUCUCCGGCCCGCGCUCCGCGCCGCUUCUUCUCUCCGCGGCACGCGCCUGCAGCAGCAGCAGCAGCAGCGGCGGAGCCCGCGACCCGAGCUCCUCCGGAAACCCACUCGUGUACUUGGAUGUGGGCGCCGAUGGGCAGCCGCUCGGCCGCGUGGUGCUGGAGCUGAAGGCAGAUGUUGUGCCAAAGACAGCCGAGAACUUCAGAGCUCUGUGCACUGGUGAGAAGGGUUUUGGUUACAAAGGCUCCACCUUCCACAGGGUGAUCCCUGCCUUCAUGUGCCAGGCUGGCGACUUCACCAACCACAAUGGCACGGGAGGGAAGUCCAUCUACGGAAGCCGGUUUCCUGAUGAGAACUUCACGCUGAAGCACGUGGGGCCAGGCGUCCUGUCCAUGGCGAAUGCAGGCCCCAACACCAACGGUUCCCAGUUCUUCAUCUGCACCAUAAAGACAGACUGGCUGGAUGGCAAGCAUGUUGUGUUCGGCCACGUCAAAGAGGGCAUGGAUGUCGUGAAGAAAAUCGAGUCUUUUGGCUCAAAGAGUGGAAAGACAUCUAAGAAGAUUGUCAUCACGGACUGUGGCCAGUUGAGCUAACCCGUGGCCAGGGUGCUAGGAUGGUAGCAGCCCACCCACGUGUUGACUCACCCAGGGCCUCUGAGCUUUCCUGAAGAACUAUCUGUGCCCAUGUUCCCUAGUGAGCAUGAGGAAGGCUUCCCUGGAACACUGUCCUUUGCAGGACCCAGCAGGCUGCACCCAGCGUCCUCCCUUCCUCCUGGUCCUGUUUUGGAGCAUCAGUGCGGCCACGGGCUACACCCCCCUCAACGAGUGUUCCCUGUGAUUGACUAGCCUUCAUUCAUGUGUGCCUUGGACCUUGGCAUUGGUAAUGGUUAGCAUCCAGGGAAGGACUCUGCCCUUUUCAUUGACCAGUGGGGACAACGGUUGCUGUUUAAUGUUGUCUUCCUCUUUGCAAUAAUCUCCUGUAUGAGAUUGGUAGACAUGAAGCUGUGACGUUAACUGCACCGUGCUGUGUGUGACUUGAGUUGGCACAGGCCACUCCCCCAAGGCUUCUGAAACAUCACUCAGGGCUUUUGUGAAAAUUCCCAAGACCAGUAACCCCUGGUUAUUGUGAAUCCUGCUGGUUCCCUGCUGUCAUUUUUAAAGAGAGCCUGUAGAGUAGAAGCAGUUGGACCUGGGAACAAACCUCCUGCAAGCUAGGUCUGCUCAAUGUGAAUUCCUGUGUUGGAAAUGGCCCUGUGCUCAGGAGUAAAGCACCCUGGUGGACUUUGUUUUUUCUGUGUUGAAUAAAUCCAAUCUAUUGAUAUAUGUAAAAGAUUUCUGGAAUAUUCAUUUGUUCACCUUAAAUUUAUUACCUUAAAUGUGAUAAUAAAUCUUAUUUUCUAUAAAACUGG